Drosophila melanogaster (fruit fly) is the source of this 1785-nucleotide messenger RNA. It is a transcript of the gene Cyp6t1, whose product is annotated as cytochrome P450 6t1. Bases 81 to 1670 code for a protein of 529 amino acids. Gene Ontology annotation, molecular function: iron ion binding; oxidoreductase activity, acting on paired donors, with incorporation or reduction of molecular oxygen; monooxygenase activity. The record is from RefSeq and is marked reviewed. Gene Ontology annotation, cellular component: endoplasmic reticulum membrane. Lineage: Eukaryota; Metazoa; Arthropoda; Insecta; Diptera; Drosophilidae. The transcript has a single exon.
AUCAAUUAAGCUGGUGCAUACAUAUAGUCAAUGUGCACAAACCGCUGGUGCAGUUCUGGUCGGACACUCUUCAAGUAACGAUGAUCGCUGUUUUUUCACUCAUUGCGGCUGCUCUCGCCGUUGGAUCCCUCGUUCUGCUCCCCGUUGUCCUAAGAGGUGGAUGUCUACUUGUCGUAACAAUCGUUUGGCUGUGGCAAAUUCUACACUUCUGGCAUUGGCGACGUCUGGGCGUCCCCUUUGUUCCGGCUGCCCCAUUUGUGGGGAAUGUGUGGAAUCUUUUGCGUGGAGCCUGCUGCUUUGGCGAUCAGUUUCGCGAGUUGUACGAGAGUAAGGAGGCUGCCGGCCGCGCCUUCGUGGGAAUUGACGUGCUGCACAAUCACGCACUGCUUCUUCGAGAUCCGGCUCUGAUCAAGCGCAUUAUGGUGGAAGACUUCGCUCAGUUCUCGAGCCGCUUUGAGACGACAGAUCCCACUUGUGACACAAUGGGAUCGCAGAACCUUUUCUUUUCCAAAUACGAGACUUGGCGGGAGACGCACAAGAUCUUUGCGCCCUUCUUUGCUGCGGGAAAGGUGCGCAAUAUGUACGGGCUUCUGGAAAACAUUGGACAGAAGCUCGAGGAGCACAUGGAGCAAAAGCUAAGCGGCAGGGAUAGCAUGGAACUGGAGGUCAAGCAGUUGUGUGCCCUCUUCACAACGGACAUCAUUGCAUCCCUGGCCUUUGGCAUAGAGGCGCACAGUCUGCAAAAUCCCGAGGCAGAGUUUCGUCGUAUGUGCAUUGAGGUCAAUGACCCCAGGCCAAAGCGCCUCCUACACCUCUUCACCAUGUUCUUCUUUCCGCGACUAUCGCACAGGGUUGGCACCCAUCUUUACUCCGAAGAGUAUGAGCGCUUUAUGCGCAAGUCCAUGGACUACGUUCUUUCCCAGCGCGCGGAAAGUGGGGAAAAUCGACACGAUUUGAUCGAUAUAUUCUUGCAGCUGAAGCGUACGGAGCCGGCGGAAAGCAUAAUCCAUCGGCCAGAUUUCUUUGCAGCCCAGGCUGCUUUUCUGCUUUUGGCCGGCUUCGACACCUCGUCGUCCACCAUCACGUUUGCGCUGUACGAGCUGGCCAAGAACACCACGAUUCAGGACCGCCUGCGGACGGAGCUUCGGGCUGCCUUGCAGUCUAGCCAAGAUCGGCAACUGAGCUGCGACACCGUCACCGGAUUGGUUUACCUGCGACAGGUAGUUGAUGAGGUCUUGAGACUUUAUCCGCCCACAGCUUUCCUGGACCGAUGCUGCAAUUCCCGAACGGGCUAUGAUCUCUCGCCGUGGAACGGUGGAUCGCCAUUCAAAUUGCGUGCGGGCACGCCUGUCUACAUAUCGGUGUUGGGAAUCCAUCGUGAUGCACAGUACUGGCCAAAUCCCGAAGUCUUCGACCCGGAGCGCUUCUCAGCGGAGCAACGGCAACAGCACCAUCCCAUGACCUAUUUGCCCUUUGGCGCAGGACCAAGAGGUUGCAUCGGGACUCUUUUGGGGCAGUUGGAGAUCAAAGUUGGACUGCUGCACAUCCUAAAUCACUUUCGGGUUGAGGUCUGCGAAAGGACGCUACCAGAAAUGCGGUUCGAUCCCAAGGCCUUUGUACUCACUGCUCACAAUGGGACCUAUCUACGUUUUGUUAAGAAUUCUCUUUGAAAUACAUCCAGUAAUAGUUAUAUUAGGUAAACUUUAGUUGGACAAUUGCUGUUGAAAAUGCACCUUAGAUUUUCCUAAAAAGUAAACCACUCCUUAGAAAGGUUUAAAUUUAAUG